UUUUUAAAUUACACUAUAGAUCUAGACCUAAAUUGUAUUCAAAAUCGCGAUUUAAAGCUAGAUCUAGGUUUUACUUUUUAGAUAGUUACAUUUCACCAAGAUGGCUGACAAGAAAAUGGAGGUGGAUGAAAAUAACCACCAAGGUAUAAAACAAUAUUACAUCAGUAAAAUUGAAGAGCUUCAGUUGGUUGUCACAGAAAGAACACAAAAUUUAAGAAGAUUAGAGGCUCAAAGAAAUGAGCUUAAUGCUAAAGGUCUGUAUAAGUCAGUUACUAUACUAUUUACUCUCUCAUUUUUAAACAGGAUGAUUCAAACAUUUUUUAUUUUAAAAUCUAAUUUUGUUCUUUGUUAUAUAGUGCGAAUGCUGAGAGAGGAGCUUCAACUUCUACAAGAACAAGGUUCUUAUGUUGGAGAGGUUGUUAAGCCGAUGGACAAAAAGAAAGUACUUGUAAAGGUUCAUCCAGAAGGAAAGUUUGUAGUAGAUAUAGACAAGAACAUAGAUAUGAAUCAAGUUACUCCUAAUUGUCGUGUGGCACUUCGCAAUGAUAGCUAUGUUCUGCAUAAAAUUCUCCCAAACAAGGUGGAUCCUUUGGUAAGUUUGAUGAUGGUGGAGAAAGUUCCAGAUUCAACCUAUGAAAUGGUGGGUGGUUUGGAUAAACAGAUCAAGGAAAUCAAAGAAGUCAUUGAGCUACCUGUUAAACAUCCUGAGUUGUUUGAAGCUCUUGGAAUAGCUCAGCCUAAGGGUGUAUUACUUUAUGGCCCUCCUGGUACUGGAAAAACUUUACUUGCUCGUGCUGUUGCCCACCAUACAGAAUGUACAUUUAUACGUGUCUCUGGUUCUGAACUUGUUCAAAAAUUUAUUGGUGAAGGUUCAAGAAUGGUUAGAGAACUUUUUGUUAUGGCCAGAGAGCAUGCUCCAUCAAUCAUUUUUAUGGAUGAAAUAGAUUCCAUUGGAUCUUCAAGACUUGAAAGUGGAUCUGGUGGUGAUAGUGAAGUGCAAAGAACUAUGUUAGAAUUGUUAAACCAGUUGGAUGGUUUCGAACCCAAGCAAAACAUUAAGGUCAUCAUGGCAACAAACAGAAUAGAUAUUCUGGACUCAGCCUUACUCCGUCCAGGAAGAAUAGACAGAAAAAUUGAAUUCCCCCCACCUAAUGAAGAGGCUCGUCUUGAUAUUUUGAAAAUUCAUUCUCGUAAAAUGAACUUGACAAGAGGUAUUAAUCUGCGUAAAAUAGCAGAAAUGAUGCCAGGAGCUUCUGGGGCUGAAGUCAAGGGAGUCUGUACAGAAGCAGGAAUGUAUGCACUCAGGGAGCGCAGGGUUCAUGUAACACAAGAAGACUUUGAGUUAGCUGUUGCAAAGAUUAUGGUGAAGGAUUCUGAAAAGAACAUCUCUAUCAAGAAACAAUGGAAAUAAAAAUGUUUGUUUUACAAACAACUUUUUGUUCAGAAUGUUUUGACAUGCACCAAAUUAAGAUAGCUUUGUUUAUUAAAAUACUGCAGGCUUAAUAA
This is a messenger RNA of Biomphalaria glabrata, 1506 nucleotides long. Its product is annotated as 26S proteasome regulatory subunit 8. Gene Ontology annotation, molecular function: ATP hydrolysis activity; proteasome-activating activity; ATP binding. Gene Ontology annotation, cellular component: proteasome regulatory particle, base subcomplex. The record is from RefSeq and is a predicted model, not a curated record. The transcript is spliced from 12 exons. Bases 101 to 1411 code for a protein of 436 amino acids. Lineage: Eukaryota; Metazoa; Mollusca; Gastropoda; Planorbidae. Gene Ontology annotation, biological process: proteasome-mediated ubiquitin-dependent protein catabolic process.